AUGGGGUUCUUAGAGCACUGGAUCAGGUUGAUUAUGUCUUGUGUCUCAUUGGAAAAAUAUAAGAUCAUACAUGGCAGCCACGAGGUAGGUCCGAUUCUUCCAACUCAGGAAAUUAGACAAGGAGAUCCCCUUUCGCCUUACUUGUUUAUCAUUUGUGCUAAGAAGCUUUCAGCAUUGCUUCAGAAAUAUGAGCGUAGUGGUUUGAUUCAUGGAUGCAAGGUUGCUAAUGGAGCUCCUCAAUUGUCUCAUAUUCUUUUUGUAGACGACAGUUACCUCUAUUGCAAAGCUAUGAUUCAAGAAGCUAUAUGUAUUCAAGAAUUGCUGAGGAAAUUUGAAAUGGCUUCGGGUAAUAUUGAGAUGGUGUUGCGCAAUCAACUUUGUUCGCUGCUAGAGAUAACUGUUGUAGAAGAGGGUAGCUUCUAUUUGGGUCUUCCAAGCACUCUAAGCCAAAACAAGACCAUGAUUCUUGGCUAUCUUCGAGAUAAAGUUAGGAAUCGUUUGAAGACAUGGGAAGGGAGGUUUCUCUUCAAAGGCGGCAAAGAAGUCCUCAUUAAAUCGGUGGUUCAAGCCUUUCCAAGCUACGCAAUGAACGUCUUUCUAUUACCUAUGGAGAUUAGUAGAGACAUUGAACAAUACAUAACCAAGUUCUGGUGGCAUUCCUUUAAGGAUGGCAACAAAGGGAUCAAUUGGAUGGCUUGGGAAAGACUUUGCAAGCACAAGAAAGGAGGGGGAAUGGGUUUUCAUAAUUUCUGA
Messenger RNA from Cannabis sativa, 753 nucleotides. RefSeq lists its product as uncharacterized. Bases 1 to 753 code for a protein of 250 amino acids. The transcript is spliced from 2 exons. The record is from RefSeq and is a predicted model, not a curated record. NCBI's taxonomy places the organism in Eukaryota, Viridiplantae, Streptophyta, Magnoliopsida, Rosales, Cannabaceae.